Molecule: messenger RNA, 3990 nt
Organism: Mastomys coucha (southern multimammate mouse)
Lineage: Eukaryota; Metazoa; Chordata; Mammalia; Rodentia; Muridae
Gene: Hfe
Product: homeostatic iron regulator
Exons: 6
Coding region: 115-1209 (364 amino acids)
Biological process (GO): antigen processing and presentation of endogenous peptide antigen via MHC class I via ER pathway, TAP-independent; regulation of iron ion transport; response to iron ion starvation
Cellular component (GO): external side of plasma membrane
Molecular function (GO): transferrin receptor binding
Source: RefSeq, a predicted model, not a curated record
UUGCCAGGAAGUUUUGUCUGAGAGUUUUGGAACCUCAGCAAUAGCUACAGGGUGACUUCUUGGAUCCUCCACGUUUCCAGGUCCUAGUGAAGACUGGUGGACCCAGCUGGGGACAUGAGCCUAUCAGCUGGGCUCCCUGUGAGGCUCCUGCCGCUGCUGCUGCUGCUGCUACUGCUGCUGUGGUCUGUGGCCCCGCAGACGCGGCAGCCGCGUUCACAUUCUCUACGAUACCUCUUCAUGGGUGCCUCAGAGCCAGACCUUGGGCUGCCUUUGUUUGAGGCUAUGGGCUAUGUGGAUGACCAGCUCUUUGUGUUCUACAAUCAUGAGAGUCGCCGUGCUGAGCCCAGGGCCCCGUGGAUCUUGGGGCAGACCUCAAGCCAGCUGUGGCUUCAUCUGAGUCAGAGCCUGAAAGGGUGGGAUUACAUGUUCAUAGUGGACUUCUGGACCAUCAUGGGCAACUAUAAUCACAGUAAGGUCACGAAGUUGGGAGUGGUGCCCGAGUCCCACAUCCUGCAGGUGAUCCUAGGCUGUGAGGUGCAUGAAGACAACAGCACCAGUGGCUUCUGGAGGUAUGGCUAUGAUGGGCAAGAUCACCUUGAAUUCUGCCCCAAGACACUGAGCUGGAGCGCAGCCGAGCCAGGGGCCUGGGCCACCAAGGUGGAAUGGGAAGAGCACAAGAUCCGUGCCAAGCAGAACAAGGACUACCUGGAGAAGGACUGCCCCGAGCAGCUAAAACAGUUCCUGGAGCUGGGGAGAGGGAUUCUGAGACAGCAAGUGCCUACGUUGGUGAAAGUGACUCGCCACUGGGCCUCUACAGGGACCUCUCUAAGGUGUCAGGCUCUGAACUUCUUCCCCCAGAACAUCACCAUGAGGUGGUUGAAAGACAACCAGCCACUGGAUGCCAAGGAUGUCAACCCUGAGACUGUGCUGCCUAACGGGGAUGAAACCUAUCAGGGCUGGCUGACCUUGGCCGUGGCCCCUGGAGAGGAGACAAGGUUCACCUGUCAAGUGGAGCACCCAGGCAUGGAUCAGCCUCUCAUUGCCUCUUGGGAACCCGUGCCCUUGCUGUCUCGGGCCAUGAUUAUUGGGAUCAUCAGUGGGACCACCGUCUGUGUCAUCUUCUUUGUUGGAAUUCUGUUCCUAAUCUUAAGGAAAAGGAAGGCUUCAGGAGGAACCAUGGGUGACUAUGUCUUAACUGACUGUGAGUGACCUGCAACCUGCAGAACCACAGAAGAGCGAAGACUCGGCCAAAGGCUCGGAGGGGGCCCACUUGCUCCAUUCUAGGACACAGUUGGACCUAACACACAGAAACUGCCUGAGAGCAUGCUCUUAGCUUUUCCUGUUCACCUUCUUAAUGUGUUUUCUCCAGUUAAGUGCAGUUCAGAGUAACUGCCCCAAUUGCAACCUUUCCCUCCAGAACUGGUCUCAUGAUUCUUAAGCUGCUUCUUGGUAGCAUCCUGUAUUUCCUUCAUCCAUGUAGACUCUGUAUGUCUACUUAAAAAGCCCCUCUAAGUGUGGUGGAUACAUGAUUCAUUUCCACAUCUGAAAAAGUUAUGAACCUUCAUCCUGGGAUGCACACACAUACUUGUGCCAGAAUAUUCCAUCCAUAUCCUAGAAUCUAGGAUCCAUUCAACUGUCCUUUGAGCCUCUCCAUCUGUUAUCUAGUGACUCCUCUAUCACCAAGCCCUGACUUCUCUGCCAUUGGAGUAUUAUAUGGGUCAUCAAUAAAGCCGUGAAGGCUACACACUGUGCAACUUGAGGAGUCACCCACUGAGAAAAUAUAGAUGUUUGUGUACAUGAUGAUGGCUAUGUGUUCAUAUCUACACAGAGGUGAUGUGAUGUUUUCAAAGGUUUAUCUCAUAGACAUUUGUGACAUGAUACCUAUAAAGUACCCUCUCUCCUUGUCCCGAAAAUGGAAAUCAUGAGUGAUUAUCAUAAGGAAGUGUGGCUUGCACUUUUUCUGAGUAAGCACUCAAUAAUAUAUUCUACUCUGAUCACCGGCCAAACAUAAAGCAUAUGUAGACGUCCUAAUGAGUCUAUGAAACAGAAAUUAUUUUCUGCACUCAUGUUCCUUCUCUUUAGAUGCAAAAAGUGAAAACUCUCUCACAACUCACCCUCUGGUGAUACAGAAAGACAGCUGUAAAUGCCACCCUGGCUCUCAGAUGCACCAUCUGUACCACCCGACUGUAUGAGUGGCAUAAAGUGAGUAGGAAAAGAAGAAGAUGGCUCUUUUCUUGUCUCCUGAGGUUUCUUUUCAGUGAGUUUGACCCACAUGAUGGGGAAUAGCUGCCAAGCACUAGCCAGUCCUCAGCUAUCAUGAAUCCUUUCAAAAUUAGAGGGAGAGGGCAAGGACUAAGUAGUGACUCCAUUCCUCACCAGUCUCCUGCUUCCUCUGGCAUCUGGUUUGUUGUUGUUUACCUGUUUGUUUUUAUUAAGUUUCAUUAAAAAGCUUAGCCUAAGCCAGGCAGCGGUGGUACAUGACUUUAAUCCCAGCACUUGGGAGGCAGAGGCAGGUGAAUUUCUGAGUUCGAGGCCAGCCUGGUCUACAGAGUGAGUUCCAGGAUAGCCAGAGCUAUACAGAGAAACCCUGUCUCAGAAAACCAAAAAAAUAAAAUAAAAUAAAAUAAAAAGCUUAGCCUAUCUGUUGGGUACCUUCAAAGUUGAUGCCUCUGGAAUCAGAACUUUAAAGCGAUUGCCCUGUCAGCCAAUAAUUUGUCAAUAUGUCAAUCUUAAGGAAGUUAAAUGGAAGCUGUCAAAUGGCUUGUGUUGUGCCCAGGUUGUAAAACCUCCCAAAAAGACCACCAGGAAUCACAACCUGUGGUAAUCUCGUGAGAGUCUUUCUUCAAGCUUGAGCUUGGACCACCAACCUUCUUGAUGGAACAGGAAAGAAAGUAAACCCCCAGGUCUAAGUGAAAGGGGUUUAUAAAGGAAAAAACUGCAAGCAGGAUUUUCAAGCCUCGGCAUUACAUGAGAGGGUAAAGGAAUGCCAUCCUUCAAACCUGAUAACAUUUGUUCAGACAUCGGGGCGGAACUGUGCAGCUGGAAAGGGACCUUCCUGACCUGGGAAAAGUAAGUUCUGCUAUCAGAAGCUGGUGUGUUUUUACAACUGGCCACAGCUGUCUGGGAACACUUUGUUGUCUCUUUUUCAUAGUCUAAGAGUGGGCUAUUAUCAUUUUAAGGGUAUUGGUUUCUGUUUUUUUUAAGGGCAGGAGCCACCUGCACUGGAGAAGUGUUGGUUGUUUCAGUGACAUGGAGGCUAGGAUAUGCUGCUUUUUGUCUGUUUCCAAGGCUGGCAUUUGCCAACACCUAGGGGAGGCAAUCCUUAGGGGGAGGGAGUGUUAACUGCUCUGGUUCCACACAGGGUCAAGUAAGUAUAAGAUUUGAUGUGGAGGUUUUUUUGUGUCUCUUUACUUGGAGAAAUCUUGGAGUUGCUGGGGUUGUGCUGCUCAUUGUUAAUUAUGUACAUUUUAUAAUUCAAUCUAGACAACCUAGAAAUUACUAGAGUUCAGAAAAGACAUUCAUCUAAUGGUAAAAAGUCAAGCCUGUGUUUGCAUGUUUGUGUAUGUAUACACAUCUGUCUGCAUGAGGAUGUGUGUUCAUUAUAUGUAUACAUGUGUAUGCACAUGUGUGUGGGCUCCUGUCUCCACCCCGAUGGCACAUGCUCACUUCCCCCUAAUCACACAUUUGCCCACAUGACUAUGGUAUAAAUUCCAUCUUGAAACCCUAAUGCCUCAGACCAAUAGCUCCAAUUUCUUUAAUGAACACUGAAUUUCAGCUGAGACCUCAAUUUUUUUCUUGACCUUUGUAUUAUUUACUCUUUGUGAAGGUUAGUAGAAAUAAAACAUAAAAAUUUUAACUCAUUGUUGAAAAUAGAUUAAUGGAACACCAUCAUUUCCUCAAUGAGUGACAUGCUCUGCUAGCAGCUUGUGUAUUGCCUCCAUAUCACUCCUCUCAAAGUGUGCGCAACUAAUAAACGCGUGAUUUGGUAAA